Molecule: messenger RNA, 602 nt
Organism: Micromonas pusilla CCMP1545
Lineage: Eukaryota; Viridiplantae; Chlorophyta; Mamiellophyceae; Mamiellales; Mamiellaceae
Exons: 1
Coding region: 12-506 (164 amino acids)
Biological process (GO): nuclear protein quality control by the ubiquitin-proteasome system; proteasome localization
Cellular component (GO): nucleus; nuclear membrane
Molecular function (GO): proteasome binding
Source: RefSeq, a predicted model, not a curated record
GCGCGGUCAUCAUGAUGUUGCCCGGCAAGCCGCUGAGCGCCGCGGACGCGAACGCGCCCCCGCCCGCGAAGAAGCCGAAGACGACGACGAAGACUCCGCCCGAUCCCACGGAAUCGAUCGUCGGCAAGCUCGGCGUCCUGACGAACGCGCAGCUCGUCGCCGUCGUUCGCACGCUGCUCGAACGCGGUGCGGUCUCGCCCGAGCUCGUCGAGUCGAUCGUCCCCGCGCCGGACCUGAGCCCGCUCUUCGCGGAGGGCGAGCAUCUGUCGUACGAGAUCCAAAAGGCGUUGCCCGCGUCGCGAUACGGCAGCGCCACGGAUCACUACGGGUACAAGAGAUGCGCGUCCGCGUGCGCGGCGUGCAAGCGGUUUAUUCUCGACAACGCGAAGGCGUUCAAAAACGCGAAGCAGUGGGGAACGUUGAAGGACUACUGCGCCGGGAUGCUGCCCGUCGCGGAGAGCAUGGUGGUGUUCGACGUCGAGAACGAUAAUAAGACGCGCAAGUAGUGCAUCGACGCGCUCGUCAAGCUCCAAGAAGAGGCGACGAAGAAGCUCUAGCUCGCGAGAUGAGCAUACCUCGGAUCUGAUGAAUCCAAUGAAUCG